Tribolium castaneum (red flour beetle) is the source of this 3432-nucleotide messenger RNA. Its product is annotated as serine/threonine-protein phosphatase 6 regulatory ankyrin repeat subunit A. The transcript has 9 exons. The record is from RefSeq and is a predicted model, not a curated record. Gene Ontology annotation, molecular function: protein binding. The coding region runs from base 149 to 3154 and encodes 1001 amino acids. NCBI's taxonomy places the organism in Eukaryota, Metazoa, Arthropoda, Insecta, Coleoptera, Tenebrionidae.
AUUUUACCCCAGUACAGUCCCACCAACCAUUUGACGUCUGACAUUAUUUUGACAUUUAAGUUUACGUAGAUAAUUUUAAUUUAUUCCGCAAUGGUUUAACCACUUCCCCCUUAUUUCAUGUUUCGCCUUAAGUUGCAAGUAACUAACAAUGGGACUGUACCAGUUGGAGGAACAGCCCCCCAUCGUCAAGGCCAUCUUCGCGGGCUGCGAGCCCGAGAAAUACAAAGAACUGAUUAAAUCGAAACAGGACGUAAACUGCCUUGAUAGCAAAAAGCGCACUCCUCUGCACGCGGCCGCGUUCACCGGCGACGCCGCAAUCGCCUCCGUCUUGCUCUCGAACGGGGCCCGAGUCAACGCGAAAGACACCAAGUGGCUGACGCCGCUCCACCAAGCCUGCUACAUCCGCUCAAGCGAGACAGUGUCCAUUCUGUUGAACAAUAACGCCGACGUCAACGCGCGAGACAAGCUCUGGCAGACGCCCCUGCACGUGGCGGCGGCCAACGGGGCGUACAAAUGCAUCGAGCAGUUGCUCAACCACGUGCCCAACCCCAACGUCACCGACAGAGGGGGGCGCACGGCCCUGCACCUCGCCGCCUACAGCGAAAUGGCCGAUUGCGUGGAACUCCUCAUUUCGGGGGGCUGUAUUGUCAACGCGUACGACAAGAAGGACUGCCGCCCCCUGCACCGGGCGGUGCAGGUGGGCAGCUUGAGCAUAAUCGAGCUGUUGUUAAAAUACAAAGCUGAGAUUAACGCUAAAGACAGGAACCAGUACACCCCCUUGCAUGUGGCGGCGGCCGGGGGCACAGACGCCGUGUGCCGCCUUUUGAUCAGUCACGGGGCUGACGUGAACGCGCAGAAUGUCUUCGGGAACACCCCCUUGCAUAUUGCGUGUCUCAACGGACACCAUUUGGUCUGCCAGGAGUUGAUCAACUCGGGGGCUGAUAUCGAAGCGGUGAAUUAUCGGGGGCAGACGCCCCUGCAUAUCGCUGCGGUUAGCACGAAUGGGGUUGAUUGCAUGAUGUUGUUAUUGACGCAAAAGGUUGAUAUUAAUAGGCAGAGUCUCGAUGGUAGGACUCCGCUACAUAUGACGGCAAUACAUGGGAGGUUUACGAGGAGUAAGAUUUUGAUUGACAAGGGGGCGACGAUUGAUUGUCCCGAUAAGAAUGAUUGUACCCCCUUGCAUAUUGCGGCGAGGUAUGGGCACGAUUUGUUGACCAAUACAUUGUUGUCUUAUGGGGCUAAUCCCUCACAGAGGGGCUACGAAGGGAGGCAGCCCCUUCAUAUGUGCUGUUUGGCCGGUUAUGUAGAGUGUUGCAGGAAGUUACUGCAAGCUGGGGUGGAUUUAAACGCUGUGGAUGAUUCGGGGAAAACGCCAACUCAUUGCGCAGCGUAUAAAGGUUCGGUGGAAUGUUUGGAUUUGCUUGUGAGCAACGGUGCCAAGUUUCAACUAAAAGACAACAUCGGCCGUCUUCCCUUGCACUAUGCCGCUUCCCAAGGCCACUACCAGUGUGUUUUCACACUUGUUGGUAUCGGAAGUUCGACAAAUGCUGUUGACAUGGAGGGCUGUACUCCCCUACACUUAGCCUGUGGUUACGACACCGAAGGCAAAUGCAUUGAAUACCUCCUAGAACACAAAUCCGAUCCUUUCGUCAAGGAUCGGCGUGGUUUCACCCCAAUUCAUUAUGCCUUGGCUGGAGGCAACAUAGCUGGAGUUAGCCGCCUGUUGGGAGUGAUUAACAAUUCGAUGAUUUUCCAAGAGCCAGACAUGCCCGAUGUGACUCCACUCCAUCUAGCGGCAAAACUGGGCAAUAUUAACGUAAUGCGUGCAAUUUUGAGUUACUACCACGACGUGAAUUUGCAAACUGAGCAGGGCUUGACGCCUUUGAUCCUCGCAGCGAGGGAGGGUCACGUGCAGUGCGUUAAUAUCCUGCUCAGAUUCGGUGCCAAAGUGGCUCUCUGUGAUAACGUUAACGGCAUGACGGCAGUGCAUUACAGUGCCAAAAAUGGCCAUUCGCAAUCUCUCACUUUGCUGUUACACAACAGCGAAGAUAAAAACGUGAUUGAUAUGCACGAUGGGUUCAAACGAACCGCUCUAAUGUUGGCGGUUUCGGGGAAUCACAUCGAGUGCGUUCAGACUCUGUUGAAGUGUGGAGCCGAUCCGAAUAUUGUCGAUGAUGAUAAACAUUCCUGUUUGUUUAGGGCUGUAGUUACAGGGCAGAACAGUAUGGUGCAAUUGUUAUUAUCAAAUAAUGCGAAAGCAGAUAGUUUGGAUAUUUAUGGGAAAAGUGUGCUACAUCUGGCGGCUGCUUGUGGUCAUCUUGUUUGCUUACAAACCAUUGUUGGUUAUCUGACCGAAAAAGAUACAGCGGUCUUGGAUAAUCAGCAGUGUUCAGCGUUGCAUUGGGCGUGCUAUAACGGCAACGCAAACUGCCUCGAAUUCCUGCUGGAAAACAACGUUUGCGAGAAAAUGGAAGGCAACCCAUUCUCAGCCGCUCAUUGUGCAGCAUUCGCAGGUUCGGAGCGUUGUUUAGAACUAUUAUUGCACAAAUUCGGACCGGAAAUAACGCAAUUGCGGGACACCCGAGACCGCACCCCUUUGCACAUCGCCGCCUUGCACGGACACGUCGAGUGCGCGAAAUUAAUCGUGGAAAAAGGGGGCGAUGUUAAGAGCUGCGAUGAGGACGGAAGGACGCCGCUAAUCGCAGCCGCGCAAUACGGACAAGUGGCUUUCGUUGAAUAUUUAUUGGGUUGCUCGGGGAUUGACAGGACGGCCAGUGACAAGCAGGGCAAUACGGCGCUGCAUUGGGCCUGCUAUCGCAAAUAUAACAACAUAGCGUUGUUGUUGCUCGAGAAUGAUGAUGUUGGGUUUGUUAAUCUUGCAAAUAAUGAUGGGAAAACGGCGCUUCAUUUGUCGUCCCGCAAUGGCUUGGUGGACGUGACUAGAGAACUGCUCCAAAAAGGGGCUUCCGUGUCGGCCGUUGACAACGAGGGCUUGACACCGGCCUUGUGCUGUGCCCCCAACAUGAACGUGGCUCAAUGUCUAGCUUUAAUUCUUGAGAAUUUGCCCGAAUUUCAGUUAUCCAAAGACGGUUUCAGACGCCAGUACAAUGGUCAUAGUACAGCCUUAGAUUUUCAUAUACAUUAUGAACAAUGAGGGUUUGUGAUCGAUGAUCUUUACACAUUUAUCACAAGUUGCUUUUUAUAUCGUAUUUUACCUCUUAAUGUCACUACCAAUUAGCUGCUGGUGAGGUGCUAUUUUUUACAACCAGUUGGAACCAGUGGCCAGUUUGUGUACUUAUUUUAACUCGUUUUAUAACUCAACUAGUCGCUUUUUUCUUUGUUAUAAGAAACAAAGUGUUCAAAUAACAAUUUUGGUAUGACUUGUAGUAUUUAUUGCAUUUUACAGUUUUUAAUAAAAUCAUCUCAAACGGG